CUCAACUCAAAUCAAAUAUUAUCAACUUCACUUUUAUUCAACAAAAAGCAUUUUGAUAUCGUGGUUUCUAUAGUUUUUGUUACUUUUUGUUUGUUCAUCCGAAACCAAAAAAAACAAGUGAAUCAUGGCAUCCCACCGUCAAAGCUACAGGGCUGGUGAAACUACUGGCCGAGCCGAGGAGAAGACUGAUCAAAUGAUGGGUAAGACAAGUGAGGCAGCUGAAGCAAUGAAGGACAAGGCCCAACAAGCCAAGGACAAGACAAUGGAGACAGCCCAAGAAGCAAAAGACAAGACAUCUGACAAAGCCCAAUCCACUAAGGAACAGGCCCAAAGGUCCAAGGACCAAACCGGAGGGUACCUCUCCGAAAAGGCCCAAGCAGCGAAGGACAAGGCGUAUGGUGCGGCCCAAACCACUAAGGAGAAGGCCUCCGAAAUGGCGGAAUCGGCGAAAGAGACGGCGGAAGCCGGUAGUGAGAAAACAGGAGGAAUACUCCAAAGGACAGGUGAUCAAGUGAAGAGCAUGGCUCAAGGUGCUGCUGAUGCUGUUAAGAGUACUUUUGGAAUGGGUGAGGCUGAAGAGGAGGAUGACCCAAAUUAUCAAGCUACUAAAACUACUACAACUAGGACUACUACUAGGCCAUAAACAAGUCUGUUGGGCCUUUUGAUAGUAAUGGGCUUUUGUUUUGUGUUUUAGUUGUUUGUUUCUUUGGGCUUUGUUGAUCUUAUGUUGUGUUUUACUUUUCGUUUGGGCCCUUUUGGGCUUUGCUGAUUACAAAAAGAGUAUAAAGAGUGACACUUUUUUAUUUGUCACUUGGUAGGAAUGAAGGGUGUGAUUGUAAUGUUGUUUCUAUCAAGAUCCUCUUCGGAUGAAAUAUAUGGUUUUAGUUUUUGUUAUA
Messenger RNA from Beta vulgaris subsp. vulgaris (sugar beet), 896 nucleotides. RefSeq names its product late embryogenesis abundant protein Dc3. The coding region runs from base 125 to 643 and encodes 172 amino acids. Lineage: Eukaryota; Viridiplantae; Streptophyta; Magnoliopsida; Caryophyllales; Amaranthaceae. The record is from RefSeq and is a predicted model, not a curated record. The transcript is spliced from 2 exons.